GAUCUAUUUCCGGGCACGGGCGUCGGCCCUAUUCGUGUAAGCUCUCCGUUCACUUUGAAGUAAAACAUGCGUGAGCUCGGGCGCGGAGGCUCACUCGUGGCAGCCACCAUAGCAGCAUUGCACAAUCGAACAGCCGGCGAAAAACCACCAAUCCCAAUUAAAUCGCGUGCAAAUACAGAAUCUAAACAUUCUCAAUUAGAAAAGGAAAUUUCUGAGAAACAAUCGAGGCGUGCAUCAGGAGGUAGUGAGCGUCCUCUCUCGACCGCUUCGGAGACCUCGGAACGCGACUCCGCGUCAGUCGUAUCUAGUGAGGAGCCGCCCCCACAAGAGAGCGGUGAUUCUGAUAGUCCAGAUGAAGCGACAGUGAAGUGUACAGUGUGGUCCGACGGUGCGACCGGAGACGCUCGUCCCAACUCGUCUGAAAGCGACUCAUCUUCAUCUAGCGGAGAUGAUUCUGAAGGCCAAGAAUAUGAAACUCGAAAAAACAACGCCGAUUACCGAACAUUAACACCGAACAGAUGUUUAGAUAAUUCAACGAGGCGUGAUGAUGAUUUCAAGUGGAUGCCCACUGGCAAUAUGGUGGAUGAGAAUGAGCAGCCGUCUAUGGAAGCCAUAGCGGAAGAAUAUUCAGGUGGUAGUCUAAAUAGACGAAGGCGUAUUUCGUCUGAUCGUAGUGAUCGCGAUCGUAAAAGUAGAUCGUCUUUGUCGGGCAAGCCUCCGCAGCAUCCUACGGGUGUGCGAGCGUCACCAAGACCUCGACGUAUACGCAAUGAAGAAACACCUCCAGACUUGCAUAGACGUUGGAACUCAUACGAACAUUUCCGCUGGCCAGAAGGCGGAUGGUGGCCCCCUAUGUGCUGGUGUCACGGUCCCCCUAUCCCUCCACCGUGUUGUAUGCAUGACCGUUCUUGGCCCUCACACCCUUCGCUUCCACAAACGACUGUGCGUGGUGGUUUCAAGAACGACGCGGAGGAUCGUGUGCGUCGAUUAGAAGCGGACAAGGAGAGUCUGCAGUUGCAAGUACAGGUGUUAUCGGAGCAGAUCUCAGCACAGACCGAGAAGAUGGUCGACCUAGAACGGGCACUACACGAAGCCAAGCAAAGACUUGACGAUGCCGAGCAAAAACUUCAGAAGGAAAUGCUACAGCGUUCUUCGCUGGAGACGCAAAAGCUGGAGUUGCUGUCGAAACUAAGUGAGGUUCGUCUCCGCGCGGCCGAGCGGGGUCUGCUCGAGCGGUCUCCGCCGCCCGACGCAAGCCCCGGACCCGCACCCCCCGCCAGACCCGCCCCGCCCCGGACUCCGCCAGCGAACUACGGGCGUCAGAUCGAGCGCAACACUCACAUGUACUCGUCGCUGCCGCGCUCGUCCGUGCUCGCGUCGGAGGCGCGCGUCGCGUUCGGUAACAAACACAGCAUGGUGGUGGCUCGCGGGCGCGGACACUCGGUGCCCAAUCUAGUUGAGAAGGAGGAGGCGAUACCGCGCGGCAGUCCCUCGCCGUCGCUCCGUGAGGUCCGCUCACGGCUUGGCAGCGGCUCCGUGCGGCUGGAAGGGGACGAGUUCAGUCGGUCCUCGCUCCGAGCCUCCUCAACGCCCCGACAGAAGCAACAAACGAUGCCCUGGCAAACGACAGACAUCCGACAGUGGGACUGUGAAACGACCUGCGGCUGGUUGGAGAGUAUCGGCAUGGAGCAGUACGCGCCCGCCGCCAGGGCGUGGCUCGGCGCCGGCGACGCUAGGGGCGUCCUCGCUAAUGCCUCCCACAGCACCAUCGAGAAGGAGCUGGCCAUCAAACAUCCUAUGCACAAGAAGAAGAUACUCUUGGCUAUAAUGGAUUUAUUGGGCAGUCACGGCGACGAGCUGCUGACGGCGGCGGGCGCGCUGAGCGGCGCGUGGGUGCUGCGCUGGCUGGAGGACGUGGGCGUGUGCGGCGCGCGCGAGGCCGCCGCCGACGCCGCGCUGGACGGGCGCGCGCUGCACCGCCUCACGCACCACGACCUGCACGCGCACCUGCGGGUCGCGCACGCCCUGCACGCGCUCUCCAUCCGCAGAGGGAUACAAGUGCUGCGAGACAACAAGUUCAAUCCGGACACGAUGAUCCGUCGCGGCGUGGAGACGGUCAACGCUGAGGGGGAGACGGAGACCGUGGAGGGCGCGGAGCUGGCGCGCUGGUCGUCGCACCGCGUCAUGCAGUGGCUCAAGGAGAUAGACCUUGCGGAGUACGCACCGAAUCUCCGAGGCGCUGGUGUCCACGGCGGACUCAUGCUGCUGGAGCCACGGUUCACGGCCGAGCUCCUGGCCGCGCUGCUGAACAUUCCCGCCAACAAGACGCUGUUACGGAGACAUCUAACGCAGAGAUUUAACGAUCUCUUAGGCAGAGAUGUGAUCCAACAGAAAAGAAACGCUGAGCAGACGCUCGGCUACCAGCCGCUCACAGCAACAACCAAAUAUAAGGUACCAAAGAAAAGUCAGUUCUCGUUGAAACGUAAGAAGAGCAAGGAGGAGUUAGAGAUAGGCGAACUGGUGUGCCCCCUCGGAGACGAGUGCUCAGGUGACGUGCCCACAUCGCCUACGAUGAGAGUAAAGUCAGCGGUAUCGGCGGGCGUCGCGUCGGCUGUCUGUCCCCCGCGUGACGCCGCGCGUGCGCACUGACCGCGCUCCGCACAUGCCUUGGACCGAACUACACGUAAAUAAACGAUCACUAACGCUCCCUGUGAACGAUCAAAUAUGUUUGUCAAACUUUACGUUUUCAUCAAACAACAGCUUAAACGAUCAAACACCAAAGAUCAAACAAGUUCAUUAAACUUCGGUUUUCUCCUCGCCGUAACAAGACGUCGUGUCGAGCAAUGAUUGAGAUCUUGUUUGACAAACACUCCCAUACACGUUCAAACUUGUUUGUCAAACACGCCGACAGUCAAGAUUUCCAUCAAAUACGUCAAACAAAGCUGCAUGCUGUCAAAUAAGUUGACAAACAAUUGAUCGUUUACGAGGCGCUUGAAGCAUCUACAGGGUGCUAUUAAAUCACCACCGAAUCGAAAUGAUAUAACAAUACGCAAACUGUAUAUCGAUAUAAUAUCGAUUAAUCGUUUAAGGAUUUCGUUGGCCCCGCGAUAUAAACCUUCCGACUAUGCUAUUUGAAAAAAAAAAAAACAUUUUAGUUUCGGUUCAAGUACGGCACACUAUGUAUAAUAUGACCACAGUAUAAUUUUGUUAACUACGCAAAGUCGGAAAGCAUACUACAAAUUUGAAUAAAGAGAUAAUAUAUCUUCUAUUGAAAAAUUAUUUAAGACAUGUAUUUAAGAGGGGGGAAUCUGUGAAGCGAAAAUUGCCGUUAAAGAUAAUUGCACGGCUGAAUUGAAAAUGAAAAAAGGCGAAAAUUAUCCGACAUAAGAACGUAGGCGUGUUUGUUUGUAAUGACCAACUAAUAUAUAAUGCAACAUUUAAAACGCAUUUCAUAAAUUCGUCCUAUCAAAGGAAUUUUAACAUUUUAACGUCAUAUUAAAUAAAAUUGCGCUAACCCUACUCUACUAUAGUAUUUUAUUUGGUGCUAAAAUUUGAAAUUAAAAUCUUAAAAAUUCCUUGUUAAUUUAUGUCACUACUAUUUAUCUUUGUUUAUCGAGUCCAAGGUACACCCUAUAGUAAAAAAUAAAACGCAUUAACAUUUGGUGCGACUGCCAAAAAUAUCUAUCGUGUUAAGUAACGUAUGUAGGAUCGUUUAUUGAAAAAAAAAAUUAAAAUAUUUUAACUUAUGUUUAGUGUUAUAAAGUGAAUGCUGAAUAUAAUUAAUAUUUAUUUGUGUGUUGUGAAUGAAACUUGGUGAAAUGUGCACAAAACCGAUAUCACAUAAUUUGUAAUAGACAUUCCAAUGUAGAUGCUCUUACAUUACUAAGCUGCCUAUCAAUUAAUAUAAUACACAUUUUGUAGUGUUAACAUACAUACAUAUUUCAUAAAAUUUCUUUAAACUUCUAAACUAUUACUGAACGCAACUGUAACUAACCCCUUAUAUAGAUUCUUAAUAAAUUUAUAACUAAACUAUAUGUUCCCAAACUUUUUAUUCAAUUGACUUUCCAAUAUAUAUCAGACUACCUUAGUAUCAUAUCUAUAGUAUACAAAUCUAAAUUUAAAAUAGGGUUUUUUGAUAGGCUACCAAAUGAGGUUUCAACUGUCUCUUGGUAGCAGUUUUCCAAUCAAUGUCACACUUACCCCUCUUUUCAUUAUUA
Molecule: messenger RNA, 4217 nt
Organism: Bombyx mandarina (wild silkworm)
Lineage: Eukaryota; Metazoa; Arthropoda; Insecta; Lepidoptera; Bombycidae
Gene: Liprin-beta
Product: liprin-beta 1
Biological process (GO): neuromuscular junction development
Cellular component (GO): presynaptic active zone
Molecular function (GO): protein binding
Source: RefSeq, a predicted model, not a curated record